Molecule: messenger RNA, 1185 nt
Organism: Penicillium manginii
Lineage: Eukaryota; Fungi; Ascomycota; Eurotiomycetes; Eurotiales; Aspergillaceae
Product: aspartate aminotransferase
Exons: 4
Coding region: 1-1185 (394 amino acids)
Biological process (GO): biosynthetic process
Molecular function (GO): pyridoxal phosphate binding; catalytic activity
Source: RefSeq, a predicted model, not a curated record
AUGGUCCACGUAAAACCGUUUGUUCUGGACCACUGGGCACCAAAGACUUCGCUGACGGAUCGUUUGGAAUUAGUCCGCCAGUUUAAGGAUCUCGCCAAACUUGGGGCGCCCGACUCGUCUGUUCACCCCGUUGAAGCAUCAAACAGCUUAAUAUACGGCUCUGUUCUAGGAAAGCCUGAACUGCGGCAACGAAUUCUCGCACUCUACGAGGAUGCUGAGACUAAUCCCACAGAAUCCUUGUCUUUGACAGUCACGCAGGGAGCUAUUUCGGCCAACUUCUUGAUUCUUGACACCCUCAUUGGACCAGGAGAUCAUGUUGUCUGUCAAUACCCGACGUAUCAGCAGCUUUACGAUGUUCCUCGUCGUGCCGGGGCGGAAGUUUCGCUCUGGCGGACUCGUGCUGAACGCGGCUGGAUACCCGAUGUAUCUGAACUGCAGCUUUUGGUCAAAGGAAAUACAAAGAUGAUCAUUAUCAAGCAAAUUAGCAACCCGAAUAAUCCCACGGGCGCAUCCAUCCCAAGAGGAGUCCUAGAGGAGCUUGUCGCUUUUGCAUCCGAGCGAGGAAUCAUCAUCUUCAGCGAUGAAGUCUUCCGUCCGCUAUUCCACGACGAUGCAAAAGAUGCUCCUCCAUCAAUCAUCUCAUUCGCGGGGCGAUAUAAGAACAUCAUUGCCGUCUCCAGUCUCUCCAAGGCAUUUUCGCUACCCGGAAUCCGAGUUGGAUGGAUCAUCUCGCCGAAUUCAGAUCUCGUGAAUGAGGCUAUCAACGCGAGAGAUUAUACAACAAUUUCUGUCUCACAGGUUGACCAGGAUAUAGCAACAUAUGCCCUUGAUCCCGUCGUUCAAGAGAAGAUCCUCCAGCGAUCACGGUCAAUUUGUCGACAGAAUCUCGCGAGCUUGGAGACUUUCAUCGCGCGUCAUCCAGCCCAUCUCUCUUGGGUCAAACCUACCGGGGCAUCGUCGGCAUUCGUGCGUAUCCAGGAUCGUAAAACUGGGGCCCCCGCUGAUGACGCUGUAUACUGUGAGAAAGUCCUCCGCGAUACGGGCUUGCUCAUCGUGCCUGGCGGUAAGAGUUUUGGUACAGAGACGGCUGAGAAUCUGAAGGGAUACUUGCGAAUUGGAUUUGUUUGCUCGACGGGUCAAUUUGAAAAAGCUCUCGGGAUUUGGGGCGAUUAUUUAUCACAGUAG